Lolium rigidum is the source of this 384-nucleotide messenger RNA. Its product is annotated as MADS-box transcription factor ANR1-like. Gene Ontology annotation, biological process: positive regulation of transcription by RNA polymerase II. The transcript has 2 exons. Lineage: Eukaryota; Viridiplantae; Streptophyta; Magnoliopsida; Poales; Poaceae. The coding region runs from base 1 to 384 and encodes 127 amino acids. Gene Ontology annotation, molecular function: protein dimerization activity; DNA-binding transcription factor activity, RNA polymerase II-specific; RNA polymerase II cis-regulatory region sequence-specific DNA binding. The record is from RefSeq and is a predicted model, not a curated record.
AUGACGAGGCGCAAGAUUGUGAUUAGGAGGAUUGAGAACAUGGGUAAGAGGCAGGCCACCUUCUGCAAGCGGCGUAGUGGCCUGCUAAAGAAAGCACAAGAGCUGGCCAUCCUCUGUGAUGUCCAGGUCGCCGUUAUCGUCUUCUCCUCCACCGGACGCCUCUACGAGUAUGCCAGCUCCACCACCACCACCACCACCACCACCACCACUUCCAUGGCCAUGGCUUCCAUUCUUGAAAAGUAUCGAUCUGCACAGGAGCAGCAACAGCUGCUGAAUCCAGUGUCACAACUCAUGGAAGCUUAUGGGGGAGAGACUAUCAAACUUAAGAGUCAAAGACUUGUGUUUGUUGGAACAUCAGUUGGAGAAGAGCUUACACCGUAUUAA